This is a messenger RNA of Lycium barbarum (goji berry), 1144 nucleotides long. RefSeq lists its product as uncharacterized. The coding region runs from base 165 to 581 and encodes 138 amino acids. The record is from RefSeq and is a predicted model, not a curated record. The transcript is spliced from 2 exons. Lineage: Eukaryota; Viridiplantae; Streptophyta; Magnoliopsida; Solanales; Solanaceae.
CUGAGUUGAUUGGCCCAGAUGUGGUCCAGCAGGCCGUGGAUAAGGUGAAACGUAUUCGAGAAAGAUUGUUGGCAGCCCAGAGCCGACAGAAAUCUUAUGCCGAUAAGCGACGUCGACCGUUAGAGUUUCAGAUUGGCGAUUGGGUGUUCCUGAAAGUGUCACCGAUGAAAGGUGUUAUGCGAUUUGGCAAGAAAGGAAAGCUCAAUCCGAGAUAUAUUGGGCCUUAUCUGAUUAUUCGCAAAAUAGGCAAGGUGGCCUACGAAUUGGAUUUGCCAGCUGACUUGGGAGCGGUUCACCCGGUAUUCCAUGUUUCCAUGCUUCGUAAGUGUAUUGGUGACCCUUCCAGAAUUUUUCCUUCAGAUGAGAUACAGGUCACAGAGGAGCUAUCUUACGAGGAGCAGCCUAUAGUCAUAUUGGAUCGUCAGGUGAGAAAGUUGCGGAAUAAAGAUGUGGCUUCGGUUAAAGUGCUGUGGCGGAAUAAUAACCGCGAAGAAAUGACCUGGGAGGCUGAGGAGCAGAUGAAGGAAAAGUAUCCUCACUUAUUCCCAGUACCUUCAGACCUUGGGCAGCCCGAAUCAUAGUUUGGACUUAGCUUGAGUUGGAUCAUAUUGGAGAGCGUUUGAGGUAUGUAAGGCAACUUCCUUUCUUUUUGGCAUGUCUUAGUUUUUAUAGGCUAAAUUAGAGCCUCAAGGAAACUUUCAAAUCCGAAAUCCGAGCAUGUUAUGAUCCGUAUAUGUUCUUUGGCACUCUUAUGUAUGAUCUGAUGAAAUAUGAACCUUUAUGUAUUUGAAAAAUCGCUUUUCGAACUUUGCGCAAAAAGGUUUCCCUUUAAGGAACUUCGAAAUAUCCGAAUGUCAUAUCUUUCACAUAAAUGCUCGGAUUGCUCCAAUAUAUUUUUAUAAAAAUUUGCAUUACGUAUAACGAGUAUGUUUUCCAUAAGCAGGCCCGACUUGGGUAAAUUCCCAUCCGUGGGUCCCGCGACUUCCUUUUAUGAAAUUCGGGAGAUUUUGAAAGAAUAUGUUAAGACUAUUAUUCAAUUUUCAAAUAUGAUCGUUUUGCUUAUGUUUGAAUUUAUGAUAUUGAUUUUAUGCAUAUGACUACUCACGACUCUAUUCGUGCAUUUUGUUAUUCCCUUCGCCGAGUC